UCAAACCACUGGUUUGAAAAUUUUGGUGCCAUUCACUUUUUCAAAAGGUAUCUUCGUUAAGGUUGUGAUGUCUUCUUCUUCAGCUUAGGCAAAUUUAGCAAAUCGACAGUCCUAUAUGUCAUUUGCAAGGAAUCGCUAAAGGCAGAGCAGCAACGCAAAGCAAAGCUUGAGAUUUGUGACCCAAACUUCGGUCCCCACUUCCUUUUCCUCUUUCUCUGCUUUUCAUUAACCCUAAGUCUUUCUUCUUCUUCUUCUUCUUCUUCUUCUUCUGUAUCCAAAACAAAAAUCUUCUGGGUUCUUCUAUGGCAGAUACAGAGCCUGACAACAUCAGACACCGAAAGCUACUACCUGAGAAAAACCUAGCCAACCCAAGUAAGUUCUAUUCACAUUUCCUAUACAAAGCUCUUAUAGUUACAGUUUUCGUAGUUGUUCUUCCAAUCUUUCCCUCACGAGCCCCUGAAUUCAUCAACCAAACUGUAUUCACCAGAAGCUGGGAGCUUCUACACCUCAUUUUUGUCGGUAUCGCCGUCUCUUACGGACUAUUUAGCCGGCGAAACGAUGAAACUGAGAAAGAAAAUAGCAACUCUAAAUUCGAUAAUGCGCAUACGUAUGUGUCUAGAUGGCUGGAGGUAUCAUCGGAUUUUGAUGAUGAAGCCGAAAGCCCAUCUGGGUCUGAUGAGAGCAAGGUCCAAACGUGGAGUAGUCAGUACCGUAGGAAUGAACCAGUGGUUGUUCUAGCCCAAGAACACUCUGUUCAUGCUGAACAGAGAAGUACAGGUGAAAAGCCGCUGCUUUUGCCUGUUCGGAGCUUAAAAUCACGGGUGCCUGACCCAGGCGUUGUAGAUUCUGCUAAUGAAUCCUACCCUAGUGGCUACUCCUCGGGUUCCAUUAGUAGGUCUACUUCCAAACCCAGUUCCAAAGGGUUUUCGGGGAAUUCAAAUAAAACUAGAAAUGGCGGAUUGGGAGGUUUGGACCCGCUUGAACUGGAGGCGAGGUUGAUGGACAAUGUUGUGCAUCCUUCUCCAGUUUCAUGGCGAUCGAGGUCUGGAAGAAUGGAAAUGGAAGAAGAUGUUGAUAGUCCUACACUGUAUAAUCUACCUCCUUCAUUUGAGGAAUCUGAAUUUAAUCGGCUCAAAUCUCGGUCUUCUAGCAGCAACCAAAUGCCUCAGUCAUCACGAUCCAGUUCCAACACUUCUUCAAAGUCGUCUCAUUCACACUCUCUAUCUUCGGCAAGAAAGUUAUCUCCUUCACCUUCGUUUUCUGCAGAAUCACAAGCCAAAAAUGCGGAGGAUUUGGUGAGGAAGAAGAGCUUUUUCAAGUCUCCACCUGCACCUCCUCCUCCACCUCCACCUCCACUGAUUCGCAGAUCAUCUUCAGUGCGGCCUAAUUCUACCUUUGUGAGUGAUGGGGUUUCGUUGGAAAAGGAAUUGAGGCGACGCUUCACAAGUGAACCAAAGAAAUUGAAUAAAAGGGUAGGUGAAAGUCAGGUGGGUAGAGUGAAUCCUGGGGUGGAAAUGAAGGUUAGAAGAAUAAGAGCCAGUGAAACAGAGGCAGGAGCUGGGGGAGUCACAGAUUUUGGAGAAGAUGCCAUGAAUGAUAAAUUGGAGAAAGGCCUAAAGGAAGCUCAGUCGACCCAGGUGGGAAAAUCAGGAUGGAAAAUAAUGGGAUUCGAUCAAACAUCGUCCCAGACCAAGAGACUGGGAGGGGAAAGCGUCCCUGUAAUGUCAAACCCUGAUUUCAUGGAAUUAUCAGGGGAAGAAAACCAAGAGACUAUGGUUUCUGAUGAAGACACUGAAAGUGAGGAUGAUGGCAUCGGAGGAAGUCCAAGCAAUGGUGUAGGUUUAAACCACAAGGAAGCUGCUUCGAGCAAUUUCAGUGAUGGAGGAGGAGGAGGAGGACCUGAUGUGGAUAAAAAGGCUGAUGAGUUCAUAGCCAAAUUCAGAGAGCAAAUUAGGCUUCAAAGAAUUGAGUCCAUCAAGAGAUCGAGCGGGCAGAUUAAGAGAGACUCUUCAAGGUAAAGUUGAAUGUCCUCCAGUCUUGAAGAGUUUAAGCUGGAUGGAUUUAAAGCCGGUGUUUGAACUUUGUUUUUCCCUUGGUUCUAUGGUUUCCUAUUUAAUUACUCGAUGUUAUAGUAUUUUAUUUUAUUUUUGAUAAAAGGACUUCA
Molecule: messenger RNA, 2164 nt
Organism: Juglans microcarpa x Juglans regia
Lineage: Eukaryota; Viridiplantae; Streptophyta; Magnoliopsida; Fagales; Juglandaceae
Exons: 1
Coding region: 303-2018 (571 amino acids)
Source: RefSeq, a predicted model, not a curated record